AUGACCGGCGCGACCAGAAGAAGUGUCAAGAAGUCAAGAGGUGGUUGUAAAAGAUGUAAAUCUCAACACCUUAAAUGUGAUGAGCUGAAGCCGCAAUGCGGCAGAUGCGUUCGAUUGGGAGUGGACUGUGGUUACCCUUCCCAGUCCCUCAAAUGGUCAACAAAACAUGAAGUCGGCCGUUCUGAGUCUGUAUCAGAACCUCCCGCUCAUAUUGCAUCAAACGUUGGGGAAUUCCAGUUCUCGAUCAAUGCUUCUUCACCUUCGCCCGUGGCACCAGAGCUUGACUGGUCACAACUCCUCUUCCAGCCGGCAAUGGAUGGUGUGGUGACGGAUCACGAUGAGCCACCACUCUUCUCAACAGAGUCAAAUUGGAAUGUUGCUCAAUCACCGGGAGGGUUUCCAUCCUGGCAGAUGGUAUCAGCAGCGCCAACUCCGUCCACGGCCCUGCGUAAAGCACGAGAAAAGCAGCCGGCUCAGCAGCGUCAACAAACGAUGCUCCAAACGCUUCAGGGGAGAAGAGCAGCUUUUUCUCCUCAAAUUCAGUCAUCGUUGACACAUCAGUCCUCUGAACUGAUUUCGUAUUACUUCAAAGAAGUCCCUGGCGUGUACUCCAUGUACGACAGUGCGAAGAAUCCAUUCAGGUCAGCUGUCUCGAAUCUUUUCAGCCACUCACAAGUGGUGAAUGUUGCUGCGCAAAGCAUGGCCGCCGGCUUUCUCGUAGAGGUCCAUCCUCGAUUUGCCUCAAUCGGCCGGAAACUUCGACAGGAAGCUUUCGAAMUCAUACAGAAGGAGCCCAGCAGCACCAGCUACAACGCCAUGCUUGCACUGUCAAUGUUUGGACCUACUGGAAAUUGGAUCGAAGCCUUCGAUCUUGGAAUUCCUUUCUACAAGAUGAUGCGAGAGCGUGUUGACGCUGCAAGGGCUUCUGGUAUGCUUGGCGACGAGCACUACCACUUUUUCGAAGAAGCGUUGGUGUUUUGGGAGAUGAACCUGGCAUUUGCGGUCGAUGAGGRUGUGAUCAAACCUGGACCCAGUCUGGCGGAAUCACGAAUGCUCUUACCCUCAAGGAAACGUACGGCGCAUCCGUGGACUGGAGUGGCAGGGGAAGUUGUUCAACUCGUCGCAGACAUCGGUCGGCUUGUUCGCGCAAAUAGGUCCCGGAUGCGGAACCAAAAGUUUGUCACUCAGGCCUGUCUUGACCAGUUCAACAGAGAUCUUGUGGUAGCGCGAGACCUCGAGAGGCGCAUCUUGUCAUAUCAAAGUCCAGACGAAGGCAGCAUUGUUGAUCUCGAAGACGACACUACAUCCGUUCAACACCUCACCACGCUUGCCGAAGUCUAUCGAUAUGCAGGAAUGUUGCAACUGUAUCGUGUAUUCCCGGAUCUGCUUUCGGAUCGUCUUGCUGUCGAAGACGCUGCGCCGAACCAAUGGCCGUCUAAUCCACAAUCAGCUCCAACCAGUAGAGAUGGCGCUAGCUGGCUAUCAGCAUUUGCCAUUGAAGCCCUGCGACUGUUGGAGACGGUACCUUUGGAAUCUGGAACACGAGAUUUCCAACCCUUCCUCCUGGUCCUCUGCGCUAGCGAAUUGACGUGCGAUGAUAAUGCACCUCCGAGUUCUCCUGAUGAUGGAGUAAGCGCUGCAUUCCUCGACGUUGUGAUGAUUCGCAAGUUCGUACUCGACCGUCUCACGACUUGUCUACGAUUACUACCUCCGAAGCCCGUUCGGGUUUGUAUUGAUAUCGUCAAGGAAACUUGGCGGAGGAUCGAUGCCGGACAAAAGGGCGUUUAUUGGCUCGAUGUGAUGGCUGAGAAGGGAUGGGAAACUAUUAUGGCCUAG
Messenger RNA from Ramularia collo-cygni, 1836 nucleotides. RefSeq lists its product as uncharacterized. The coding region runs from base 1 to 1836 and encodes 611 amino acids. The record is from RefSeq and is a predicted model, not a curated record. Gene Ontology annotation, cellular component: nucleus. The transcript has 2 exons. NCBI's taxonomy places the organism in Eukaryota, Fungi, Ascomycota, Dothideomycetes, Mycosphaerellales, Mycosphaerellaceae. Gene Ontology annotation, molecular function: zinc ion binding; transcription cis-regulatory region binding; DNA-binding transcription factor activity, RNA polymerase II-specific. Gene Ontology annotation, biological process: positive regulation of transcription by RNA polymerase II.